Messenger RNA from Stylophora pistillata, 1099 nucleotides. RefSeq lists its product as uncharacterized. Gene Ontology annotation, cellular component: external side of plasma membrane. Lineage: Eukaryota; Metazoa; Cnidaria; Anthozoa; Scleractinia; Pocilloporidae. Gene Ontology annotation, molecular function: signaling receptor activity. The record is from RefSeq and is a predicted model, not a curated record.
CUAUGGGGUUCUGACGUAAUAUUGUUUAUCAAACAUCGAAUAUUCUGGACGAACGUUAUAUCCUAACUUUGAUACGAAGACUUACCCCCCGUCACGCCCCAUUGCCGCCUGUUCGAUGUUCGUGAUUCCCUGAGGGUGGUACUGACAAAAUGUCAAUUAUCGUCCCAGUUAAUUAAAACAAGUUACCAGGUUAAUUUACAGUGUCGACGAUUCUCGUAUUUGGUCUACUAUAUUUCCGGGAGUGGCUUACAGCGAACGACUGCCCACAACUAUUAGACGGUUAGCUAAAAUCUCUCAGCUCACGCAGACUGAACGCUGAAUUGGAACAUUUAAUCGCCUCUGAAACCUGCGAGCGAUCGAGUCAGUCAUCAACAACAGCCCGUAUUUACAAGUGGCGGUAUUGGUUUAAGAACACGCACUUGCGUUGUAAGUAAACAGCGACAUCGAUACACAGUGCCUUUUGAAGGGAAUCUUGCCAUGAAGACAAGUUUGGAUGAUCAGUUCAUUGUUUUGUUUUUACUCUGGACAUGUUGUGGUUUGAAUAAUUUGCUUGUUGUUGUCGGAGCUGAAAGAACGAACAGCGAUGUGCAGUAUUGUCCUUACUUCAAGAAUCGAGGUCCGUCUCGGCAGGACAAUUUGAGAAAUUGCACUUGGUAUAAAGAGAAUUCAUGCUGUUAUGACGAAGAAAUUGAGUUUGCUUUUCGUCAGUUGUCACCACUUGAAGGUGCAACCGGCCAGUGUGCACAGUAUAUGAACUACUUAUAUUGCUACAUAUGUGCGCCGGAUCAAAAUACGUUUUUCAAGGAAUUUACUCUGACCGUCUGCGAAGAAUUCUGCGAUCGCAUCUAUAACGCGUGCCAAAACGCAAUCUUGAAAGGGCGUUCACUUAAGCGCGUUUACAAAAAUGGCCAAGACUUCUGCAAGGCACGUCGAUUCAAAACGGACAAGGAAGCUCGCGGAAAGUGCUUCACUUAUAAAGGAAAACCCAACGCAAACAGUGCGUCCCAACAAUCAAGCGUCGAUAGCAAGUUCAUAGCUGUCUUAGGAAUGUUGUCUCUUGUAGCUAAGCACUGUGUUUUGUUAUGAGCAAACACCGUCA